Messenger RNA from Phaeodactylum tricornutum CCAP 1055/1, 1220 nucleotides. RefSeq lists its product with no specific name. NCBI's taxonomy places the organism in Eukaryota, Bacillariophyta, Bacillariophyceae, Surirellales, Neidiaceae. Bases 60 to 1220 code for a protein of 386 amino acids. The transcript has a single exon. The record is from RefSeq and is a predicted model, not a curated record.
CAUACCUCCUCCAACGAGCGACAACGGUCUCUCCAAGGAUUGGCACACAAGACAACAUAAUGACAGUACGAAUGCUGACUGUUAGAAAUUCGCUUGCGUUCGUCUCUCUUGCACUCUUACUAUCAUCUUCGGUUGCGUGGUUACCUCGUCCUUCACUUGCGCUUUUGCCAACCGCGAGUAGCAGCCCCGUUCUGACAGGCCCUGCCUUUCCAGCCACCGUUGUUGUAGAAUCUCUACCCCAUUCAACGCCGGAUGAGAAUUCGUCUUUGGUAAUCGAAGAUAGUGUCGAAGCACCUUCGCCAGUCCCUCUGGAACAACGGACGUCCCUUGUACUCCAGUAUGGUCCAACCGCCGUUUCUGUGUGGACCGGAACACUGGCAACCUUCGUGUUGAACAAUGUAGGGAAUAUCGGCCCCAUUCCUGCCUCGAGUGCGGUCUCUCUCGCGGCCGCUUUGGGGCUACCCGAAAAAUUUGCUUUAGCGGUCAUGUGUGGGAGUUUCGCAGGCAUGGUACGGUUUGCCGUUGUACCCAGCAUAUUGGCUGGUGGCUUGCUGGGUGUGUGCUGUGCUGGAAUGCUGCGAUUGUUUGACAGCAAAGGAUGGCUGGUGGGUUGCGGAGGGAGACUCGGAUUCGUGGCUCAAGUGGCUUGCACAAUGCAGUUUGUGGCGAGGGGUUCAUGGGGGCUACUGGCAGCUUCUCCCGCCACUCCGUCUGUUGCCGCUCUCGUCAACCCAAGCCUAUACGCGCCCAGCAGGCUACUUAGCUCAUUUACACAACUUCCAUCUAUUGUUUUGUCUACCAUCGCUGGAGGGAUCUUUAUGCGUAGCUGGAAGCAAGUGUUGGGGCAGUCGUCGAAGCCUGUCGUAAAGCGAAUUGGAUCCUCCGUCGGUGCGGUAGGAGCGACUGGACUACUGGGUAGUGCGUUAAUUCCAGCCGCUGCUGGUCCCAUAUUUUGCGGUUCCUUUAUCGGUAUGUCAGCUCCGGGUAAGCUGCCAACACUGACGUCCUUGGUUGGGGCUUGUGCGAUGGCGGGUGCUUGUCAAGUUGCAAUGACCGGAGUCUUAUUGGGAGGAUGGGGCGGUAAGUUGGGCACAGCGGCGCUCUUGGGUGUUGUCCUGUACCGAGGGCUUACCCAUCUUAUUGGAGAACCCAGCACUGAAUUGACCCCGAAGCCGAUGGUAACACACGAGCCUGUGCCAGUAAUAUCUCCGGUACAAUAA